Messenger RNA from Panthera uncia (snow leopard), 2883 nucleotides. RefSeq names its product TLE family member 3, transcriptional corepressor (gene TLE3). NCBI's taxonomy places the organism in Eukaryota, Metazoa, Chordata, Mammalia, Carnivora, Felidae. Gene Ontology annotation, biological process: negative regulation of canonical Wnt signaling pathway; regulation of DNA-templated transcription. The record is from RefSeq and is a predicted model, not a curated record. The transcript is spliced from 14 exons. Bases 66 to 2309 code for a protein of 747 amino acids. Gene Ontology annotation, molecular function: transcription corepressor activity; protein binding. Gene Ontology annotation, cellular component: nucleus; transcription regulator complex.
ACGCGGUCUCCCUUCUUUUGCAGACAGAGAUCGCGAAGAGAUUGAACACGAUUUUAGCACAGAUCAUGCCUUUCCUGUCACAAGAGCACCAGCAGCAGGUGGCACAGGCCGUGGAGCGUGCCAAGCAGGUCACCAUGACGGAGCUAAACGCCAUCAUCGGGGUACGUGGACUCCCCAAUCUGCCUCUCACCCAACAGCAGCUCCAGGCCCAGCACCUCUCCCACGCCACGCACGGCCCCCCGGUCCAGCUGCCACCCCACCCGUCAGGCCUCCAGCCUCCAGGGAUCCCCCCGGUGACAGGGAGCAGCUCCGGGCUGCUGGCGCUCGGGGCCCUGGGUGGCCAGGCCCACCUGACGGUGAAGGACGAGAAGAAUCACCAUGAGCUGGACCACAGAGAAAGAGAAUCCAGCGCGAAUAACUCGGUGUCGCCCUCGGAAAGCCUCCGGGCCAGUGAGAAGCACCGGGGCUCCGCAGACUACAGCAUGGAAUCCAAGAAGCGGAAAGCAGAGGAGAAGGACAGUCUGAGCCGAUACGACAGUGACGGGGACAAGAGUGAUGAUCUGGUGGUGGAUGUUUCCAAUGAGGACCCAGCGACGCCGCGGGUCAGCCCGGCACACUCCCCUCCUGAGAAUGGGCUGGACAAGGCCCGAGGCCUGAAGAAGGAUGCCCCCACCAGCCCCGCCUCAGUGGCCUCGUCCAGCAGCACACCCUCCUCCAAGACCAAAGACCUUGGUCAUAAUGACAAAUCCUCUACCCCUGGGCUCAAGUCCAACACGCCUACUCCGAGGAACGAUGCCCCGACUCCAGGAACCAGCACCACCCCAGGGCUCCGGUCGAUGCCGGGCAAACCUCCAGGCAUGGACCCGAUAGCCUCAGCCCUGCGCACUCCAAUCUCCAUCACCAGCUCCUAUGCGGCGCCCUUUGCCAUGAUGAGCCACCACGAGAUGAACGGCUCGCUCACCAGCCCCAGCGCCUACGCCGGCCUCCACAACAUCCCACCCCAGAUGAGUGCCGCCGCGGCCGCGGCCGCCGCCGCCUAUGGCCGAUCGCCAAUGGUGAGCUUUGGAGCUGUUGGCUUUGACCCUCACCCUCCCAUGCGGGCCACGGGCCUGCCCUCAAGCCUGGCCUCCAUUCCUGGUGGAAAACCAGCCUACUCGUUCCACGUGAGCGCCGAUGGGCAGAUGCAGCCUGUGCCCUUCCCCCACGACGCCCUGGCGGGCCCCGGCAUCCCACGGCACGCCCGGCAGAUCAACACGCUGAGCCACGGGGAGGUGGUGUGCGCCGUGACCAUCAGCAACCCCACGCGGCACGUCUACACAGGCGGCAAGGGCUGCGUGAAGAUCUGGGACAUCAGCCAGCCGGGCAGCAAGAGCCCCAUCUCCCAGCUGGACUGCCUGAACAGGGACAACUACAUCCGCUCCUGUAAGCUGCUUCCCGACGGGCGCACGCUCAUCGUGGGCGGGGAGGCCAGCACGCUCACCAUUUGGGACCUGGCCUCGCCCACACCCCGCAUCAAGGCCGAGCUGACCUCCUCGGCUCCCGCCUGCUACGCCCUGGCCAUCAGUCCCGAUGCCAAAGUCUGCUUCUCCUGCUGCAGCGACGGGAACAUUGCUGUGUGGGACCUGCACAACCAGACCCUGGUCAGGCAGUUCCAAGGCCACACGGACGGGGCCAGCUGCAUAGACAUCUCCCACGAUGGCACCAAGCUGUGGACCGGAGGCCUGGACAACACUGUGCGCUCCUGGGACCUCCGGGAGGGCCGCCAGCUGCAGCAGCACGACUUCACCUCCCAGAUCUUCUCCCUGGGCUACUGCCCCACCGGGGAGUGGCUGGCCGUGGGCAUGGAGAGUAGCAACGUAGAGGUGCUGCACCACACCAAGCCCGACAAGUACCAGCUGCACCUGCACGAGAGCUGCGUGCUCUCCCUCAAGUUCGCCUACUGCGGUGAGCCUCGGGGAGCCGGGAGCCCGGUGCAGAGGAGGGCCCCUAACGCUUAUAGAAAGUCAGAGCCCUGGAGUGAGCCACGUCCUGGAAUCGGACCUCCUGAUCGCCACCACUGUCCCUCCCCCGCCCCCCCAUCCUUAUCCCGGGGCUGCAGAUACUGCCACAGGGUGCCAAGCUCUCAUGGCGCCCGGCCAGAGCCAGUCCCUGCAGGCCUGGGCCAGAGGAACAAUGCUCACAGCCUCGUGAGCCUUUCCUCCAGGCGGCUGAGACCGCGGGCUGCGAUGGCCGAUGGCCCCGGACUGGGACAUCUGCUUCCCCCGCGCCCGCCUAGCCUUGCUGCCUUGGACACCUCUCAUCCUCUCUGAACCCCAGUGGGUCUUUCUCUGGGGCCCCUGCGUGGCUUUGGCAUUAGCACGGGCAGGGCCCUGGCAGGGCGGCCUGCAGAGGAAGAGUGCCCGCUGACCACUGGCUUCAGCUGGGUCUCCAGACCUCAGGGCCUCGCCAUUUCUGGUACUUCCUGCCGCCUUCCCGUAGUAAAAAUGAGAAAGGGUCAGCCGACUACUGGCUUUAAAAAGAAUCUUUUGGGGGAAGUGUGAUGCCUGGAGUUAACUGCAAAUCCUACCUUUGCCCAUCCAGCUGCUCCCCCCGCCCGCCCUUGACCGCGGAGAAAGGUGUUCUGUGGGUGUGAGCCGGUGACGGGUCUCGCUGACCGAAUGCCCCCCACCGGCCGAGGGUCUAACCACGCACUGGUUGGCUGCUCACGCCGCGUUCCCAUGGCAGCCAGCCUUGUCUGGGGUGGGUCCUGCCUUCCAUCCGGGGCAGCAAGCCACAAGCUGACGCCCCCUUUGCCUCCCUCUCGUAGGCAAGUGGUUCGUGAGCACUGGGAAGGACAACCUCCUCAACGCCUGGAGGACCCCGUACGGAGCCAGCAUAUUCCAG